AUGUCGUCGGAGUGCAUUCGGAUAAGAGGCAGAUCGCGAAUCGCGUCAUUAUUUAAUUAUUUUUUGAGCCUUCUCUUUGCGUAUUAUCUCGGCAAAAAUUUCUCAAAUAAUGGCUGCUCAAAAUCACCAUUCAAAAAAGGACCAAUUCGUCUGAAAAACAUCGAGGAUCUUACCGAUGCGGAAAUCAAAAAAGUACGAGUUCAGCAGGAACCUUGCCGGUCUGGAAACUGCACUGCCAAAAAGUACAAGAAAAUCGAAUGGCCUCGAGUCGACGAUCAACAUCCGAUCAUUUGGGUGGGCGGAAUGCCUCGAUCUGGGACGACUUUGAUGCGAGCCAUUUUGGAUGUUCAUCCGGAUGUGAGAUGUGGCGAAGAAACAAGAGUUGUUCCGAGGAUGUUGGAGGCCCGCAAAGAUAUGCAAAUAGUAUUUUACGACGGAGAGUUUUCUUCCGCAAACGGACUUUUCGGAGAGAGCAAAGAAGCAGUUGACGACGUCACGAAGCGAUUUAUCCUUCAAGUCAUCGAAAAACACGGGCCCGUGUCGAGACGACUCUGCAACAAGGACCCCUUUGCUUUGAAAUUCAUGUCCGAGCUGAGCGGCUGGUACCCGAACAGCAAAUUCAUUUAUAUGAUUCGAGAUGCCCGCUCAGUUGCCCAUUCGAUUUUCUCGAGAGAAGUCACAAUCAGUGGCUACGACAUCAAAAACUUUACAGAUCUCGUUCACAAGAUCUGGGGCCGAAGUUCUGCAUGCCCGUUCAUUACGAACACUUGGUUUUGGAAAAAGAACCGGUUCUUCGAAAAAUUGUUUCUCGGACUGAAAUGGAACGACGCCUUGAUCCAUCACGAAGAGCACAUCGGCACGGACAUAAGCCUUUCAAACAUGGAAAGAAGUACUGAUCAAGUUGUCAAAGCAACUUAUACUUCAGCGUUGAGCAGUUGGGAGGGCAAAGUCUCAGAUGAAGAACUUGACAAUGUUGAGAAGAUGGCGCCGUUGAUGAAAGAGUUUGGCUACAAACCUGAACUCCAUUUUGGAAGCUACGAUCAUUUUUUAAGUUCAAAACAAUCGAAAUCCUUCAAGAAAACUUUUCCCUCUGGGGUUUAA
Messenger RNA from Oikopleura dioica, 1101 nucleotides. NCBI's taxonomy places the organism in Eukaryota, Metazoa, Chordata, Appendicularia, Copelata, Oikopleuridae. The record is from the annotation of a GenBank genome assembly.